Messenger RNA from Salvelinus sp. IW2-2015, 2259 nucleotides. RefSeq names its product CCN family member 2. The record is from RefSeq and is a predicted model, not a curated record. Lineage: Eukaryota; Metazoa; Chordata; Actinopteri; Salmoniformes; Salmonidae. Gene Ontology annotation, molecular function: integrin binding; heparin binding. Gene Ontology annotation, biological process: signal transduction; cell adhesion. Gene Ontology annotation, cellular component: extracellular matrix; extracellular region.
CAGACACAGAACAACUCCUCCUCCAAGAGAGAGCAACAAGAGCAGCAACAGAUAUACUACUGAAGCUAAACUCUAGCUUUGACCAAGAGAACUACGAGAACUCAACAGAGAAAAUAACCAGAACAAGACAUUUCUUACAAGAUCUACUCGAUCCGACGACAAACUCCCUGACUACUCGCAAGAGACUAAAGAAGACUUUUGCAGAACCUGAAGACUUAUUUGUGUCUAAGAUACUCAGAGAAAAACAAAGAAAAGCAAAAUGUCUGCUGGAAUGAACAUGAGACUGAUUUCUUUCUUCUGCCUCACUCUCUCCUACCUGGCUGUGGCUCAGGAGUGCAGUGGGCAGUGUAGUUGCCCCGAUGUGGCCCCCCAGUGCCCUCCUGGUGUGAGCCUGGUACCCGAUGCCUGCAGCUGCUGCAGGGUGUGUGCCAAACAGAUGGGCGAGUUCUGCACAGAGAGGGACGUGUGCGACCCCCACAAAGGACUCUUCUGUGAAUUUGGCUCCCCCAUCAACCGCCGCAUAGGAGUCUGUACAGCUAAGGGUGGCGCCACCUGUGUGAUCGGAGGGAUGAUGUACAGGAGUGGAGAGUCCUUCCAGAGCAGCUGUAAAUACCAGUGCACGUGCCUGGACGGUGCCGUGGGCUGUGUGCCCCUGUGCAGCAUGGACAUCCGCCUGCCCAGCCCUGACUGCCCCAUGCCCCACCGCGUCAAAGUGCCCGGGAAGUGCUGCGAGGAGUGGGUGUGCGAUGCCCCCCAACACACAAACAGCUUUGUGGGCUCUGUUCUCGCUGCUUACAGAGAGGAGGAGACCUACGGGCCUGACCCCUCCAUGAUGAGGGAGAACUGCCUGGUCCAGACCACUGAGUGGAGCGCCUGCUCUAAGACCUGCGGCCUGGGCAUCUCUACCAGAGUCACCAAUGACAACCGCGAGUGCCGCCUGGAGAAACAGUCCCGCCUAUGUAUGGUCAGGCCCUGCGAGUCCCACAUGGAGCAAAGCAUUAGGAAGGGAAAGAAAUGCAUCCGCACACCAAGAGUGUCCAAGCCCAUGAAGUUUGAGAUCUCUGGCUGCACCACCACCAAGUCCUUCCGCCCCAAGUUCUGCGGAGUGUGCACCGAUGGUCGUUGCUGCACCCCCCACAGAACCACCACCCUGCCCAUGGAGUUCAAGUGCCCCGACGGCCAGGUCAUGAAGAAGCAGAUGAUGUUCAUCAAGACCUGUGCGUGCCACUACAACUGCCCCGGCGAGAACGACAUCUUCGAGUCCAUGUACUACAAGAAGAUGCUUGGAGACAUGGCGUAAAUAAUUACAUCACCAAAGAGCAAAAACAACCAAUGACUCUUAACUUGAAUCCAACAGAUAUCCAUCUCAUCUCGCAGCACAAUAUUUGUUUUUCUUUUCGUUUAUUAUUUUCUAAUUUUCUAAUUUUGCAUUUUGUACAAGGACAGAAACCUAUAUGCGUAUAUUCAAUGUAUAUAUGUAUGAGUAUAUUGAUGGAUGUUUAGGGCCACUUUCCCUAAAGACAAGGGGGCUGCUCUGCGGCCCCAAGAAAAAUACUGCACUAUUGUUCUACUAUGUGACAACCUAUGUUGUUGUCACAAAUUGGCUGAUGCCUUGUUCCCCUCUCCCUAAACUGUGGUGUGGAUCCAACUAACUGGGUUGUUUCCAACCUCGGAGCACUUGCAGUAACGAAGGGUGAAAACUUUUAACCCCAGUAGAGACACUUAAAUCCUUUACCCACCAGAGUGCUACAGCACCAGAGUGCUAGUUGAAUGUGCCCUUGUGUAUAGUUCACUGUUUGCAGAGCCUAACUGUUGCAGUGUUAAUGACAGGUCAUGGUUUAUCCCAUGCUGAAAAACAGCCGUCCUCCCAGACAAGGAGCGUAGUGUGCAUGCUUUGAGGGUUUGCCACAGCACUGAGAAAAGAGGUGUUUGACUUUGACUGACUGAUACAGGUUGCAAGGAAGGAAUCUGUAUUUUGUCAAAAAAGACUGGAGGAUUUGUAGCUUCAUUCCUUUUUUUGAUAUUAUUGAUGCUGUAAAUGUUGUACAUAUUGUUGUACAGUUGUUGAAGUUAAUUUAAAGUUAAAAAACGUUUGUUUUUUGUUUUUUCUCUUGCUUCAAUAUGUUUAUUGAUAGCUUAUUUGCUGGGUUUGACUGUUCCUGUGACAGUUUUGGUACUAUUUUAUUGAGAAGUGUGACAAAGAAGUUACAUGUUUUCACUUUUGUAGUUUGGAAUAAAAUAUUAUAUUUUUUAUAUAAA